AUGCCCUCGCCACACGAGGCGCUCUACAAGUCGGCUCAGGACUUUACCACGUCUACCUCGAGCCAAACACACCUCGAGGCCCACCGCGAACGCUUCCGCGCGCGCCUCGUGUCCUCGAGCAUUGCAGACGGCAACCCCUUGGCCGUGCCGUAUGAAAAGGACCAGCAGAAGAUCUACUUUCGUAACCUGAAAUUCAAGUAUCUCGAGCAGGAGGCCAAGCGGUCGUUCCUGUUCAGCAUCACGGGCGACGAGCCACAGCGGGUCAUGCCGGGCGAGAAUGAGGAGCUUGAGGCCGAGAACAAGGUCAAAAAGGCAAAGCUAAAGCAUGUCAAGGACGAGAUUGAGGGGAUGCGGUCCGAGGCGAUUGCGCUGGCCAAGACCAACGCAGAGUACCACGCCAAGAACGCCGCUGCCGCGUCCGAGGCGACGCUCCUGUCGCGCCAGAUCAGGGACAUGGAGCUGGAGCUGGCCCGCAUCAAGGCUGCACACCCCGAGGAAACGCGCAUGACCGUCGACGAGGCCAACGACCGCCUGGACGCGCAGACCGAGGAGCUCGAGCGCCUCACCUCCGAGAUUACCGCUGCGGGACCGCGGGGCGACCAGCUGCGGAGCGUGGUGGCGGAGCGGAGCAAGAAGGUCCUCGCGCUCGCGCGCGACAGGGAGGUUCACGAGGCCCGGGCCGAGGAUGUGCGUCGGAGUAGGGAGAAGGGCGGCAGCGGUGUGCGCGUGCACGAGAUGAGCUUGUGGUACGAAUCCACCCUCAAUGCGUACCGCAACCUCAUGGGCAUCCGGUCCGCGCGCGUCGUGUCCCCGUCCCAGCUUGUGCUCGAGUACGACACCACGCUCCCCGGCAGCCCCAACGGUGUGGCCCAGCUCACGCUCCUGUUUGACGCCCAGCAGCGCCUCAUCGACGCCGUGCUCACGGGUGCCGGUGCCGGCGAAGUCGAUGGCGAGGCCGAGCCCGACAUUCGCGAGGCGUGCGCGACCGCCGUGGACCGUAAUGACGCUGCGGGGCUGAUUGCCGACGUCCUCGUUCGCCUCCGGCCCCUGUAG
Molecule: messenger RNA, 1053 nt
Organism: Apiotrichum porosum
Lineage: Eukaryota; Fungi; Basidiomycota; Tremellomycetes; Trichosporonales; Trichosporonaceae
Exons: 5
Coding region: 1-1053 (350 amino acids)
Biological process (GO): protein localization to kinetochore; attachment of mitotic spindle microtubules to kinetochore; kinetochore assembly
Cellular component (GO): kinetochore
Source: RefSeq, a predicted model, not a curated record